GGAAGGGGGGGGGGGCGCCGAACCCGCCGCCCCCUCCCCGAGCGCGGAGCGGCCCCGGCGGCGCAAAAUGGCCACGGCUCUGCACAAACCGCUGAAAUGCCUGGGCGAGGAGUUCUACCGCGAGGCGCUGGAGCACUGCCGCAGCUACAACGCGCGGCUCUGCGCCGAGCGCAGCCUCCGCCUGCCCUUCCUGGACGCGCAGACCGGCGUGGCGCAGAGCAACUCCUACAUCUGGAUGGACAGCGCCCACCGGCGCCCCGGCCACUGCCCCGGCCAGCUGUACUCGUACCCCGCCCGGUGCUGGCGCAAGAAGCGGCGCCUGAACAUCCUGGAGGCGCCGAGGCUGCGGCCGUACCUGGAGGCGCCGCUGCGCAGGGAGGGGGCCUCUGCCCGAGGGGGCCGGUGCUGGAGGCGCUGCUGAGCGCCGAGACCCCCGAGACCCCCGAGAGGCCCCCGAGCCGCCGAAGGCGCCCCCGGCCGAGUUCCCGG
This is a messenger RNA of Melospiza melodia melodia, 489 nucleotides long. Its product is annotated as zinc finger protein neuro-d4-like. The coding region runs from base 68 to 421 and encodes 117 amino acids. Lineage: Eukaryota; Metazoa; Chordata; Aves; Passeriformes; Passerellidae. The record is from RefSeq and is a predicted model, not a curated record. The transcript has 5 exons.